GGCUCAAGGAGACACUGAGCAAACAGCUUUUCAGAGAGCUUCAACUCAGCUGUCAGAGGGGGCAGUUUGGUCUCUGUGCAAGCAAUACUCACAUUCCAAACUGCAUUAGAGAAAAGCCAGUGGGGUUUUAUGCAUUUUUAUUAUCAGUUCCAGACUAGGAAUUUGAUGCUAAUUUUUUUCUUAAAGCCUGUGUUUGCAGCAGAGUUUAUAUUCUGAAACAAAACCAGGAUUGUGAUGUUUUUCUCUCACUAGCUUGCUCUUCUUUAUCUUUUUUCUUCUUCUUUUUUUUUUUUUUCCCUCCCCUUGGCUUUACUCCAAGGACCUUUUUCUGCUUGUUUGCUGCACUCUCAAGAUGAAGCACUGGAUGGUUACAGCAGUGCUGGUAGCACUGGUACAGGUUUCUCAGAGUUUCCCUGCCCUGUACCACCGAGGCUGGUGGAGGCUGCUGAGGGAAGGGGAUAGUUGUGGGAAAUGCGAUCUGACGCUUUGCUCCGAGCCUAAAGACUGUCCGGCCGGGACUGUGCUGGAUCGCUGUGGCUGCUGCCUGGAAUGUGGGAAUGCAGAGGGGCAGAUCUGCGACCUGGACCAGGGCAAUCAUUUUUAUGGGCAGUGUGGGGAUGACCUGGAGUGCAGGUUGGAUGCUGAUGAAGCCAGGUUCGGGGAAGUCCCUGAACCCCAGUGUGUGUGCAAGUCUCAAGAGAGCAUCUGUGGACCUGAAGGGAAAACCUACGAGAACAUCUGUCAGUUCAACAAGGCUUAUGCUGCAAAGAGAAAUAUCAGCAUGAAGCAUAAAGGGCCAUGUGAAUCAGCUCCUGUCAUUUCUAUGCCCCCUCAGGAUACCCAGAAUUACACAGGCAAUGAUGUCAUUUUUGGCUGUGAGGUGUCAGCCUAUCCUAUGCCGCACCUUGAAUGGAAAAAAAAGGGGAAUAAAAUGUUUCUGCCAGGAGAUGACACCCACGUCUCAGUUCAGGCAAGAGGUGGGCCUCAGAAGUACGGUGUGACAGGCUGGCUGCAGAUUCAAGGCCUCAAAAAAUCAGAUGAAGGCAUUUACAUCUGCCACACCAAAAAUAAGUAUGGUGCAACAUAUGCCUCUGCAAGACUGAAAGUCGUUGAUGACCCGUCUCCUCCAUUUGCAUUUACUGCUGGCAGUAGAAGUGCAAGCUACAGCAUUGAAUAUGAGGACUAUUAUGACAAUUCUGAAGAAGAUGAUGAAGAAUAUGAAUCUGGGGACUAUGAUAAUGGAAACGACUCUGAAUAAUAUUUUUAUACAUCUGUUGUCCAAUAAUUUUCACACUGUUAUAUUUACUCGUAAUGUCUGUGCUGUAAAUGGCUCUUCUGAUAACAUAUGUACAUCCACCUUCCUGAAAUUCAGCUUUGGAUAAAGUGUAUCAUGCUACUCUCCAGGAAUAAGAACAGUUGUAACACUCACAUUUAGAUUGUUAAAUAUAAUGCUUCAAUAUGCACCUUUCUACUAAGUAUACCAAAGGGAUCAAAUUUUAUGUUAAUUUUAAAAUUAUUUUAUAAUUUCUUUCACACAUUCUAAUUUGUCUGGCAAAAAUGUCAAGAGUUAAACAAAAUUUUUACCUUGUAUCAAUUUCCUUUUUUUUAUAAUGUACUAAAAAAUAUCAAAAUAUCCAAAGAUUGUUCACAUGGCAACAAGCAUAAGUAAGUAUGGAGGUUGCAAACUAGUCUUUAAUCUCCUUAGUUCCUGUUUUCUCUUACGUUUCAGCAAGAUUUUCCUUCUCAUUUGAAAUGUUCCAUGAUUAAACUCAUCAAAGGUGAAUUAUCUGUCUUUUGGGGGAUUAUUUUGUUUACUUUCAAUAGAUGCAUGAAGCAAAGCCCAGCCUAAAGCAAGGAAGUGCUGUUUUACUGGCAACACUCAGACAUACCCAGAAAAGAUCCCUGGUGGGUUCAAGCAGCUGAGCACACCUUUGAACUCCUCUUUGUACCAGCUCCUGCGUGUCUUCUC
Empidonax traillii (willow flycatcher) is the source of this 1969-nucleotide messenger RNA. Its product is annotated as kazal-type serine protease inhibitor domain-containing protein 1-like. Gene Ontology annotation, molecular function: insulin-like growth factor binding. Lineage: Eukaryota; Metazoa; Chordata; Aves; Passeriformes; Tyrannidae. Gene Ontology annotation, biological process: regulation of cell growth; regulation of signal transduction. Bases 353 to 1258 code for a protein of 301 amino acids. Gene Ontology annotation, cellular component: extracellular region. The transcript is spliced from 4 exons. The record is from RefSeq and is a predicted model, not a curated record.